Molecule: messenger RNA, 1642 nt
Organism: Capsella rubella
Lineage: Eukaryota; Viridiplantae; Streptophyta; Magnoliopsida; Brassicales; Brassicaceae
Product: protein CLT1, chloroplastic
Exons: 10
Coding region: 123-1457 (444 amino acids)
Source: RefSeq, a predicted model, not a curated record
UGGCGUGCUCGAAACAAAUUGUGUCAUAUGCGAAAGAGCACAAAGAGGUGGGUGGUUUCGUUGUGAUGUCACUAUAAUUCCACCUCUUCGAUCGAACCUGAACAAAACAAACAAACAAACCCAUGGCUACGACGAGCUCCGGGAGGUUAAUCGCCGGUGUAAAGGCGUCAAUCGGCUCAAUCGAACCGCGUGACGCGAAACCAGCUCCAUCCAUUUCCCUAAUCUGUCGAAAUCAAAUCAACGGUGCACCGCGUAUCGUGUUGCGGUCCUCUCGAAGAAACAGGCAAUGGUUAAUAGAGGCGGUUCCUCCGGCGAAAUCCUGGCUCGGAUCUGACGAUGGCGGAGACAUCAAGAAGAAAACAGAGGCGCGUAACUGCGCGGUCGGUGGUCACGCGGUUGCCGGAAAAGAUGAUAAGACGACGGAGAUAGCUAUAGCAGCGGCGAUCACGGCGGCGCUGGGCGUUGGUAACCGCGUAUUGUAUAAGCUAGCUCUUAUGCCUCUCAAACAAUAUCCCUUCUUCCUCGCGCAGCUCUCCACUUUCGGGUAUGUAGCUGUAUACUUUACGGUCUUGUUUUUCAGAUACCGAGCUGGAAUUGUUACAAAAGAGAUGCUAUCAGUUCCUAAACUUCCAUUUUUAAUUGUUGGCGUCUUGGAGUCUCUUUCUCUUGCUGCUGGGAUGGCGGCUGCUUCGAAUCUCUCUGGACCAUCUACUACAGUUUUAUCUCAGACAUUUCUUGUCUGGCAAAUUCUCUUCUCCAUUAUUUUUCUCGGGAGGAGAUAUAGAAUAAAUCAAAUAUUGGGAUGUACUCUUGUAGCAUUUGGUGUAAUCAUCAGUGUGGCAAGUGGAUCUGGUGCCGCUCAUUCAUUUAAAGAUACAGGAAUACUUUGGAGUCUUCUUAUGGUGUUUUCUUUUCUACUUCAAGGAGCAGAUACAGUUAUGAAGGAAGUCAUCUUUCUAGAUAGCAAAAAGCGAUUGAAGGGUGCUUCACUUGAUCUGUUUGUUGUAAACUCAUAUGGUUCAGUUUUCCAAGUCAUAUGCAUUGCGUUACUUCUUCCUUUUCUUUCAAAACUUUGGGGCAUACCGUUUAACCAACUACCGAGCUAUAUCAGAGACGGGGGUGCUUGCUUUCUGAACAUUGGUUCUAGAGUAACAGGAUGCGAAGGUGCUCCCCUUCUUCCUGUAAUGUUUGUCAUGAUGAACAUGGCUUACAACAUCUCCCUUCUACGCCUCAUCAAGAUCUCAUCUGCAGUUGUUUCGUCUCUGGCAUCCACCGUUUCAGUGCCCAUAGCGGUGUAUUGUUUCACGCUUCCCCUACCGUACCUUGGGGUCGCAUCCACACUUCCAACGGGGUUUGUUGCAGGCACAGUCAUCCUUGUACUUGGCAUGCUUCUAUAUGCUUGGACACCAUCUACUAAUACAUCCGUUUCGAUUAUCCCCUCGCCCCCAUCCACCUAACGGCAGGAAAACUGGUUUUGUAACUUCGUUUGGUUUCCUUCUGUCUUUCUCAUUGUGUAGCCUUUGCCCCUUUUUCUCUUGUCAUUGUAGCAUUUGCCAUUUUUUUGUCAAUUAGGGAAUAAGUUGUAAAGCUCAUUUGACAAAAUAAAGAAUUUUCGUGAUUUUAUGCAUUCUUUACAAAACAA